Molecule: messenger RNA, 708 nt
Organism: Colletotrichum spaethianum
Lineage: Eukaryota; Fungi; Ascomycota; Sordariomycetes; Glomerellales; Glomerellaceae
Exons: 3
Coding region: 1-708 (235 amino acids)
Source: RefSeq, a predicted model, not a curated record
AUGGCACCUUCCCUCUUCCGUCUUGCCUCCCGCAGCUGGCACCGUCACCGCUGCCCCCUUGAGCGCCGCGCCACCAUCGCCCACGAUGCCGUUGUCGGCUUCCCAGAGACUGUCCCCUCGGGCACCGUUGGUAGUCUGUACCUCAAGUACAAGCCGUACCUCAAGGUCGUGAACGGAUGCGUGCCCUUCCCCGCGGUCAAUGCCGCUGGAGAUGUUAGCGGCGGCCUCUCUCCCACUGGCUCCUCCAACGGUGGCUGCUCCUCCAGCACCGGCCAGGUCUACGCCCGCGGCGGCACCUACAACGGCGCCUACGCCAUCAUGUACUCGUACUUCAUGCCCAAGGACGAGCCUUCAGACGGUCUGGGCCACCGCUACGACUGGGAGAAUGUCGUCGUCUGGCUGUCUGCUGCAUCCAACUCCGCUACGGUCUUGGGCGUCGCCGUCUCAGCCCAUGGCAACUACGACACGAAGACGUCCGGCAUCGACUUCACCGGCACCACGCACCCGCGUGUCGGCUACCGUAGCAUCUGGCCCGUCAACCACCAGAUGAUCUUCACUAGCGAUGUUGGCGGUCAGCAGCCCCUGAUUGCGUGGGAGUCGCUGACUACCGCCGCGCGCACCACUCUCGAGAACUUUGACUUUGGCAGCGCCAAUGUGCCCAUGAAGGAGGCCAACUUUGUCAACAACCUCGGCAAGGCUGCGUUGUAA